Equus quagga is the source of this 3772-nucleotide messenger RNA. RefSeq names its product transcription factor AP-2 epsilon (gene TFAP2E). Gene Ontology annotation, biological process: regulation of cell population proliferation; regulation of transcription by RNA polymerase II; anatomical structure development. NCBI's taxonomy places the organism in Eukaryota, Metazoa, Chordata, Mammalia, Perissodactyla, Equidae. Gene Ontology annotation, molecular function: RNA polymerase II transcription regulatory region sequence-specific DNA binding; DNA-binding transcription factor activity, RNA polymerase II-specific. The record is from RefSeq and is a predicted model, not a curated record. Gene Ontology annotation, cellular component: nucleus. The transcript has 7 exons. Bases 1354 to 3021 code for a protein of 555 amino acids.
GAACUUAACCACUAUACCACCAGGCUGGCCCCGACUCUGUUUUAAUUUGAAGGAUGGUGGUGCCAUUUACAGAACUAUAGGACACAAGAGGAGAAGCAGAUUGGGGUUGGUGGCAGGGGUGGAGGUGUUGAGUUCACUUUGAGACCUGGAAAGUCUCAGAUGGCUGCAACAAGAUGUCUGGAGGGAAUACUCAGCUGGCAAUUGCAUUUAUGAGUUUGGAUUGAUACAGACUGGACAUAACCAGUUUGGGAGAUAACAGAGGACAGGUAGUCAUUGAAGUCUUGAGAAACGAUGAACUGACUCAUGAAGAGUGUAGAUAGGAGGAAAAGGCAGAAGACUCAAUCCUGAGAAUGAAUAAUUGACAUGGAGGAUGUGGGUGAAAAGAGAGGAGACAGAAAAGAAGACUGAGAAGUGGUCAGAGCAGAAAGGAGGAAAACGAGCCAAGAAGGGAGUGUCUUGAACUGCAGGGAAGUAGGGUGAAGAAACCCAAGGAAGCCACCGGCCAGGCAGCCCUUCCUGCCAUUCUGGCCUUCCCAAGCCUGCUGGAGAGAACACCGGAUCCCCAGAGCUGGGCAUGGGCAGCAACAGCUAGUGCCCGCCAUGGUAACACACAAACACAUAGCCUACGCAUGUUGGUGUAACGAAUGCACACCAUCCACCAUGUGGGUCAGUUACACUCAUAUUCAGUCAACAGUCUCUGGGUGUGACAGGCCCACACUCAACCAGCCGAGGCCCUCGUGGCUUCAGAAACAUCUUGAGCCCUUCUCAGGUGGAACUCAUGCCCAACCCCCGUUCCAGACAACUCUCUGUCUGGCCAGUUUGUGUCUUCAACCUCCUUGAAGUUGGGACUUUGGCUUGGGAUUAGGAAUUACCAGCCUGCGAAAGCCUGAGUCAAGUGGGCACCCUCAAAGGGGUUUGAUCCAGAAACAUUGAGAGAGACUGUGAUGCCCCCCCCCAACGCGCACGCACACGUGAGCCAGUGGGCUUGAGUCUGCAGCUCCCAAACUUUGUCCACAUUCACGUUCGCCCACCUCAUAAUGGUGCAGUGAGGUGUUUAGAGAACGGACUGAUACCCGUUUUACAGACAAGAAAGCUGAGGCCGCGUCAGAGCAGCGCUUUGCCCAAACGCAAAGAUGCAACGGAGCUGAGACGCAAACCUCCGGCCCCUAUGUCCCAGCCUUGAAUCCUUCCCAAUGUCACCACAGCUGGGAGCUUCAAGCCUAGAAGGCGUCUGAGACCUGCAGGGGCUGAAUUCACCGGCUGCUACCCCCCUGUGGGGGCGCGCCAAAGCCACGCCUCCCCUGGAGCAGUCGCUGGGGAGAAGAGAGAAAACGGCCACAGCAUGUCUCUUUAAUGCGCGUCCCCGGAGGCCCGGCGCGCCCCCGCCGUUAUAACCGGAGUGUAUGGAGCAGGCUGCGCUCAGAGGAAGAAGGGCGGGCGCUGGGCACCCGUCGACCGACUUUUCCAAGUGCGAUCAGAGCCCGUCCGGCCCACGUCUUGCCCCCAUGGACCCGCCCAUGGGCGCCCACAGCUGAGGACGCGACGCCCGCUGGGCUCCGGGCUGGGUUGCACCCCGCCGCCUCAAAGUGCCCUCCGCCGGCAGUGCAGGCUCCCCGCGCCUCUGUCCGGAGGGUUCGCCGUCGAGCGAGGGCUCCGCCGCCGCCACGCCUCGCGCCCCACGCUGCCCGCCCCAUGCUGGUGCACACUUACUCCGCCAUGGAGCGCCCCGACGGGCUGGGCGCAGCGGCUGGCGGGGCCCGCCUGUCGUCUCUGCCCCAGGCGGCCUACGGGCCGGCGCCACCGCUCUGCCACACGCCCGCCGCCGCCGCUGCCGCCGACUUCCAGCCGCCCUACUUCCCGCCGCCCUACCCGCAGCCGCCACUGCCCUACGGCCAGGCGUCCGACACCGCCGCCGCCUUUCCCCACCUGGCCGGGGACCCGUACGGCGGCCUAGCGCCCCUGGCACAGCCGCAGCCCCCACAGGCCACCUGGGCCGCGCCCCGCGCCACCGCCCGCGCCCACGAGGAGCCGCCCGGCCUGCUGGCGCCGCCCGCCCGCGCCCUGGGCCUCGACCCGCGCCGCGACUACGCCGCCGCGGUGCCCCGGCUCCUGCACGGCCUGGCCGGCGGUGCGCACGGCCUGGCGGACGCGCCCCUCGGCCUCCCCGGGCUGGCGGCGCCGCCCGGCCUGGAGGACCUGCAGGCCAUGGAUGAGCCCGGAAUGAGUCUCCUGGACCAGUCCGUGAUCAAGAAAGUCCCCAUCCCCUCCAAAGCCAGCAGCCUCUCAGCCCUCUCACUGGCCAAAGACAGCCUGGUUGGCGGCAUCACGAGCCCCAGUGAGGUCUUCUGCUCCGUGCCAGGCCGGCUCUCACUGCUCAGCUCGACGUCCAAGUACAAGGUGACGGUGGGGGAGGUCCAGCGGCGACUCUCUCCUCCUGAGUGCCUCAAUGCUUCCCUCCUGGGUGGCGUCCUUCGCAGGGCCAAGUCCAAGAAUGGGGGCCGGUGCCUGCGGGAACGGCUGGAGAAGAUCGGGCUCAACUUGCCGGCCGGCCGUCGCAAGGCUGCCAAUGUGACGCUGCUGACUUCACUGGUGGAGGGAGAGGCCAUGCACCUGGCCCGAGACUUUGGCUACGUCUGUGAGACCGAGUUCCCAGCCAAGGCAGCUGCCGAGUACCUGUGCCGACAGCACUCUGACCCCGGGGAACUGCACAGCCGCAAGAGCAUGCUGCUGGCCGCCAAGCAGAUCUGCAAGGAGUUUGCAGACUUGAUGGCUCAGGACCGCUCACCACUGGGCAACAGCCGCCCAGCACUCAUCCUGGAGCCCGGAGUGCAGAGUUGCCUGACACACUUUAGCCUCAUCACCCAUGGCUUCGGUGGGCCCGCCAUCUGUGCUGCCCUCACUGCCUUCCAGAACUACUUACUGGAGUCACUCAAGGGGCUGGACAAGAUGUUUCUAAGUAGUGCGGGCAGUGGGCAUGGUGACACUAAGGCUUCAGAGAAGGAUGCCAAGCAUCGGAAAUAACCGCUUCCCCGGCCCCAUCCCUAAGGGGCUCCUGAGGCCGGAAAUGAGGUCUUAGCUCCUGGGGAUGGGCCUGAAAGGAUUAAAAGGUGGGGUUGGAGUUAGGCCAGAAAGAGGACAUUCAUCCAGAAACCCCUGAGUUCGGGGUCUGGGUUGGAGAGGAGAGGUGGCCUCUCUGUGGUGGUUUGUUGAUAAGGGCUCAGGCAUCUGCCUCAUGUGCAAUUUUCUGACCCUUGAUUGCUGAGAAGUGCUUAGACAGGAAAUUGGCAUGGGAAAGCUUGGUUCUUGGGGCUGAGCCCUGCCCAUUAGGGUGCCUGGGUAGCAAUGGGUGCUCCUAGGGGCCAAGGCCUUGCUGUUUUUACUGAUGGCAGGAAGGAAAAUGUUAACAAACCAGAGGUGCUACUGAGGAGAUGUGCUCCUCAUCCAGAAUCUCCUACCCCCAGAAAAGGGCUGCUGGCAGGAAGCCCCAGUGGGCUCUUUGGACCCCUCCUAAUCUUGGAAAGAAGUGGGCAGGAGGGGCCCUCAGGAUCAAAGAAGAUAAAGCACAAAUUGGAGAACUUGAAUCCAGGCUGCACUUCACUCCUGUUGCUGUCUGUCCUAUUUAUUUAUGUAUGUUGUAAUUAAAUUUGAAAGUUUAAAAAUGUCCAGUGCAACUUAUUUAUCCCGAUAAGCUGAGGACUCAUUUCCCUCUUUUCUGCUCAUGCACCGAGAUGUCCAGCCGGACCAGAAUAGAGAGGGUGUUUUUGCUCGCAAA